Molecule: messenger RNA, 867 nt
Organism: Plasmodium yoelii
Lineage: Eukaryota; Apicomplexa; Aconoidasida; Haemosporida; Plasmodiidae
Product: PIR protein
Exons: 3
Coding region: 1-867 (288 amino acids)
Source: RefSeq, a predicted model, not a curated record
AUGGAUAAGGACAUGUGUCAAACGUUAAUUCCUUUAAGGGACGCGUUUUUCUAUGUGGAGGAAGAUGGAAUCUAUCAAUUUAAAACUGUUGAAGAUUUCAAAAAUCACUGUACUAAUGGAAAUUGUGAUACUGAUACCGAUAAAAUUAAUGCUAGAUGUUUACAUAUUUUUGAAACCUUCUUUAAGGAUAAGUCUGAGUUUGAAAAGGUUGCCAAAGGAAACAUCUAUAUUGUUCAAUACAUUUUGAUAUGGUUAAGUUAUGUGUUAAGCCUGAUCAAAAGUGAAGAAAACGGCAGUAUAGACUCUUUUUAUAAAAAAUAUAUAGAGAAAGGUGGUAAGUAUACUACUAAUAAUAUAGAUUAUAUUGUUGGUUAUAAAUGUUAUAAGGAUCUUAUAGAUAGAAAUAAAUAUAUUUUAAGUAUGGAUAAGAGCAUUAUAUCUAAAUUAUAUGAUGCAUUUAGUACAUUAUGUGACAUAUAUAUUGAGUUUGAUCCAAACGACUCAAAUUGCGAGAAAUUUUCUGAAAAAGCUAAUAAAUUUGUUGAAACAUAUAAAAAAAUUAUCAUAGAUCAUAACAUUGGUGAAAAUAUCCGCUAUUUUCAUGUAUUUAUUAAUUUAUUAACUGAUUAUGACAAUUUAAAAAAAAAUUGUAAACAAUUCCCAUCCACUCCAGAUAUAAAAAAAAUAAUUUCUGAACAUGUUUGUGAAGUUGCAUCCUCAAGUUCGUCGAUAGCAAGCAAAUUAAUUCCAAUUUUAUCGAUAUUAGUUGCAAUACCAAUUUUCUUGGGAAUUGCUUAUAAGUAUUCGUUAUUUGGAUUUCGGAAACGAUCUCAAAAACAACAUUUAAGAGAAAUGGUAAAAAAAUAA